CUUUAUUUUGAUAUUAGAGAGGAUCAGUGGCCGCUUGUGUAUGAUGACAAAUAUAAUGUGUCAGUUAUGGGCCUUGAGAAGUUCCAUGUAUUCGACGCCAAAAAAUGGCGCAACAUAAUACAGCAUUUACAAGAUGCCAACCUUAUCACUAAAGAAUGUCUGGUUCAACCUUUGGAAGCUAAGAAACAAGAUCUCCUUGUAGUACACACAAAGAAGUAUCUGAGGUCACUUAAGUGGAGCACAAAGGUAGCCAUUAUUGCAGAGGUGCCAGUAGUGGCAUGUUUGCCAAACAUAAUUGUACAAUAUGCAUAUCUGAAGCCAAUGAGAUUACAGACAGGUGGUUCCAUUUUGGCUGGGAAGUUAGCUUUAGAAAGAGGCUGGGCAAUAAACGUUGGUGGUGGAUUCCAUCACUGCAGCUCGGACAAAGGAGGUGGCUUUUGUCCCUACGCUGAUAUAACACUGCUUGUUCGCUUCCUCGUGAAAAAUCAAAUGAUACAGAAUGCGAUGAUUGUUGAUUUAGAUGCACAUCAGGAAUUUAAUCGCUGCACUGAAUGAUUUCAAGCCAGAUAUCUUGGUAUAUAACGCUGGUACUGACAUUCUUGAUUCUGAUCCCCUUGGUCAUUUGAAGAUAAGUGAAGAUGUGAGUAUGUUUGUCGCUCGGUACCUAAAGAAGAAAAUUAUAUUUUUUUUUAUAAAAAUGAAAUGACAAACGAACUUGCAGUUCACCUUAAUAUGGUAAAUGCCUACUGCAAUCCAUGGACACCUUUUUUUUAUUUUAUUUUUUUUUUAUUUUUGGGGAAAUGCCUACGCAUACCCGCCUCGCGGGGGCAAGGACGGGUUAUGUCGGACUCGCACCGACUAAAACCCCAUGGUGUUCCACCCUCGCCGCAUAUUGGCAGGGCCACGGGAACGCUUUCGCACACAUCCGCGGCCAUGGCGGUCCCUCCUCGGGAGAGGACUGCUCCUCCCCCAUCUCCCUCUCAGGUAAGGCGCACCAGAACACAUUGCGCGCCCUCCUCCUCGGCCUCCAAUUUCACAUGCGCAACGGACGCCCCCGUGUCCGAUGUGCGAAGGCCAUGGGGCCAGGAAAAACUAGCACUCAGAAGCACCAGCCUUCCUGACCCCAGCGGCGGAUCUGGUCUAUGGCUCCGCCGCCAACCAAGAUUCGGCUGCGGAGGGUAGGGAGAGCGGCGCCUCGCAAUACCGACACUCCUCUCCCCCCGCAGCCCCACCACCACCGCAUCAUUUAACGGUGCGGCCCCGUCUGAGUCGCGGAUAGGGUAGGGCGAGUGGCGCAUCGCCAUACCAGCACGCCUCUUCCUCCGCGACUCCACCUCGGCUGCAGCGAUAGAGGGAGCGGACACCCCUCUCGCAGCAUCCCACCGACACACAUCCGAAGUGGGCUUCCCAAGCCCAUUCGGAGUGCCCACCUCGGGCCGGCCCUACACCACGGGCCAGCCAAGGGGUUCCUCUUUGUUCACCGCGGGUGACCAAGCCACGGCUACUAAGCCCCCCCAUCACGACAAGGCGGGAACCCGUUCGGGGGGGAAUCCAUGGACACCUACGCCUCUGAGGACUGAGGUGGAAUGCUUCACAGCCUGUAAUUAAUUAUAUUGGCUCCCUUCAGAGGAACAUACUAUACAUUACAUUAAAGUAAAGAUAUUUUUUUUCUUUUAUAAGCCCAUGGCAUGAUUACUAUACCACCGGAUCGUGUGUGGUGAUUCAUCACAAUUCAGCGGCCUUCAGGCCGAGAUGGUAUGAUAUAUAAUGAUGGAUGACUUUUCCUUUUAUUUUUUUUACCUUUGUUGUAUCUACAAAGAUUAGAUUUUUUUUAUAAGAGUGGGCAAACGAGCAUACGGCUUAUCUGAUGGUAAGUGACUACCGCCGUCCAUAAACAACUGUAAAACCAGGGGAAUUGCAGAUGCGUUGCCGGCCUUUUAAAAAAAGAGUAGGCUCUUUUCUUGAAGAUCCCUAAGUCGUAUCGGUCCGGAAGAUGCAUUGAAUUCAUGUUAUAAAAUAUUAAUACCGGGUGUAUUAUGUGAACAUAUUCACAGUUUCAAUAUUAAAAUUUAUUGUAACAAUUUCAAAGAUCUGUAGAAACAUUAGCAUUUUGUCUAGUGUUAGAAUUUUUCAUAUUUAUAAAAGGUCGAGGAAAAAGUUUCUCUGUAUUUUACAAAUUUAAGACAUUUAAAAAAAGUUUAAUUACAUUUAAUUAUAAUAUAUAUGUGUCAUUUUGUUCGAUAACUUGUUGCCAUCUUGUAGGUAUAGACGUCAUGUGUAGCUGUAGAAAUCUUGGGAUUUUUGAUCUAAAAAUGCGACAAGUAGUUUGACAGCUACUCUCUUGAUGUUAACCUAACACUACCCAAAGAAUUCUGAAGAGACCGAAACAGGUGAAAAUCUGAGGUUGCAAGAUCAGGACUAUAUGGUGGAUGCAUUAACAUUUCCCAACUAAGCUCUCUCAAUUUUACUGAGUGAACAAAUAUGUGUGUGGUCUAGUGUACCAUGACGAAAGACCACUCCUUAUCUGUUGAUUGAUUCUGGCCGUUUUUUCUCAAUUUCUUGCUUGAGUCUCAUUAGUUGUUGGCAGUAGAGAUCUGAAAUGAUGGUUUUGCCCGGCGGUAAAAGCUCAUAAUAAACGAUGCCCUUCCAAUCCCACCAUACACACAGCAUCACCUUAUUGCGUGUUAAUCCGGGUUUCGCUUCAGUCUGUGGAGCUUGACUACCCUUAGACCAUGAUAUUUUUCGCAGGUUCUUGUCGUAGGUGAUCCACUUUUCAUCACCAGUGAUCUAACUUUUCAAAAAUCGCUCGGUUUCAAUAGAGAAUCGCAAAUGAGAACACGAUUCAUUAGGUUUCUUUCAGUGAGCUGAUGUGGUACGUAAAUAUCGAGCUUUUUUGUGUAGCCAGACUUUUAAAUGGGCUAGAAUAGUUUUGUGGUCAAUCCUCAAUUCCUCGGCUAUGUCAUAACUAUUAAUAUGCCGAUCUUGCUCCACUUUUUCUUUCAAAAAUUACAUCGACUUUAUCCGUAUGAGGGCGACCAGAGCGAGAUGCAUGUUUGAUAUUAAAAUUCCCGGACUGAAAACGCUUCAACCAACUUUGUGCUACUCGCACUGACACUGCAUUAGGUCCCAAACAAAAACACAAACGCUUGAGUCGCAUUUUUCCCCUUUUUUAUAAUAAAACUUCAGAACGUGUCGAAUUUAUUCGUUAGAUUCACUCAUUUUGGCAAACAGGAAAACAAUUGAAAAAUGGCGGGAAAGUGUUUUUUUCUCUUUUUUUCUUUUUAUUAAUGUCCUAUAUGUAUUAAUAUUAAAAUCAGCCAGAUACAAACAGUACAACCAAAGAUAUUUUUCUUCAAUUUUAUACAAAUAAAAUACGAAGAAGCUUUUUCCCUGACCUGUUAUUUUUUCAGGGUAUCAUUAAAAGGGACGAAUUUGUAUUCGAACAGUGCAAACAGAACAACAUUCCAAUAGUCAUGCUGACAAGCGGAGGCUAUCUACGAAAGACUGCAAAAAUAAUAGCGGAUUCAAUAAUUAACUUGGAGAGAAAGGGUCUGAUAAAAGGCGGGAAAAUGACUGAAAUAAACGAAUAACGUACUACUAAGUGAAGAUGAAUGAAUACAUGAAAUUAGAGAUUCUAGGUAGUCAAGGGGCCCAUUACCCAUUAUCAAGAGCUCGUGCAUAGACAUGCUAAAUUAAAAGUUACUUUUUUAAAAGUAGCCAUAGAAUAUUUUGAUUUCAUGUUGCCAAGUUUAGUCAAUUGCAAAAAGAUUUGCAAAUUUUAGAAUAAUUUUAAUGUAUUUUUUUUCUAGUCAUUUAUGUUCGUUGUAUGUUAUAAGAUAUAUAUUUUAUGUUGAUGUUUUACAGAAAUAAAUAUUUUUAUUUA
This is a messenger RNA of Parnassius mnemosyne (clouded apollo), 3883 nucleotides long. Lineage: Eukaryota; Metazoa; Arthropoda; Insecta; Lepidoptera; Papilionidae. The record is from the annotation of a GenBank genome assembly.